This is a messenger RNA of Serpula lacrymans var. lacrymans S7.9, 1605 nucleotides long. RefSeq lists its product as uncharacterized. The transcript is spliced from 7 exons. NCBI's taxonomy places the organism in Eukaryota, Fungi, Basidiomycota, Agaricomycetes, Boletales, Serpulaceae. Gene Ontology annotation, cellular component: GPI-anchor transamidase complex. Gene Ontology annotation, biological process: attachment of GPI anchor to protein. The record is from RefSeq and is a predicted model, not a curated record. Bases 12 to 1538 code for a protein of 508 amino acids.
AAGGCGCAUGCAUGGAGACCCAACAGCAAGACGAGACUGUGCUUAGGGAGCCGUCAAAACUCAGCUUUGAAAGCCAGAGGACACGAAGGUCUAUAUUGGCGUCGUAUUGGAUCGUUAUCUUUCUUGCACUUCCAUUCUGGUGGCAUACUACCAGCAUCGAGCGGCUAUCCUUACCUUCAGCUCGCGUGCGUGCCCAAGUUGAAAAGGAGCUCGCCUUCCCCGUAACUAUUGAUCUGGAUGCCACGAAUUCAAGUCUAGACAUUCAAUCAUUGAAAAAUGAUUUCCGCCAACUCCAAAAACCUGUGCUGUUGUCUUCACAGCGAUGGAAAGGUAUUGAUAUGCAACUGCGUUUGAAGGAGGAUAGAGGUACGCAGGUUGUUCCCAUCCCCGGUACAUAUUCGGUCGCUGUUGGCAAGGCUGGAGCCUUGGGCCCCAAAAGGCAGCUGACAAUAUCUGAGAAUGAUGUUCCGUCUUUACUUGAAAUUUUGUCUCGUCUAGUCGCACCUUACCAUACCUCGGUGGACUCCGAUUUACGAGAACAACGGGUGGUUCAAUAUGCAGCUCGAUACCGCCUUGCAUUCUCUUUACUAAACGAGGAUGCUUCCCUUGGACAAACAAUCACUGGUUGGGAUGUUGACAACGCAAUAGCUGAAUAUCUCUCGCCUACUUUAUCGAGUCUUUCGGUGUUACACAACUUCACCAUAGAAAGUCAGGUGCAAUUACAUGCACCAUUAGCAUUUGCACCGCAACCUGUCACGGUCGGAAAUGACAGCGCACACGGUCUUAGCCAGGAAGAUCUCACCGUUUUCAUAAAUUCUGCACACUGGACAUUAUCGUCUAGCGUAUCCAACGAUCCAGUUUUGCAUUUUGUACUGUUCGUGCCAUCCUCCACCCAGAAACCUCUGUACAUCCUCGAUGAUUUUGGUUCCCCGACGGAUUCAAGCUCCUUUUUAUUACCACAAUGGGGCGGUGUUUUCAUACUCAACAUUGCAGGCGAGGCAGCUGACAAACUAUCUCUAUCUCGAUCACAUCUCCAGCCUGUCUUCUCUGCGUUCCGUCACCAGCUUCUGGCCCUUCUGGGUGUCCCCCCGAUUCCUGCAGGGAUGAAUCUAGUGGACGAUGAUCCCUUGUCUGAUUGGCAACUCGAUGCUGUCCUACGGCGUCGCGCACUAGAAGCCACUCAGGGUGCCCAGGAAACCCUGUACAGCAUCGUGAAAUUAGUGGAGCAAAUUGACAACAUGCCUGUGGGUCAACAUGUCAAAGGAGACGUGCAAGAUGCUCUUACAGCGCUCGAACAGGUGUACAAGGUAUCACCAUCCUCGCCUACGCUCGCGCUUCGUUGGUCCAGCGAGGCGUUUUCCUUGGCUUCUCGCGCCUUCUUUAAUCCUGGAAUGUUAGCACUACUAUAUUUUCCUGCUGAACACAAGUAUGCAGUCUACACCCCACUAUUUGCAUCCAUCACAUUUCCGCUAGUAGUUGCGUUGGGCAGAGAAAUUCUAGCUUGGUGGCGGGAUCGACGUCAACAGUCUAGGCGAUAAUAGAUUCAUAAAUAGUAACAAUGUUGUCGAUCACCUGAACAAAACUUACUAUAACCCAGACUUUCAU